CAAACCCAAACCACUCCUAUUCCGGUGACCCCGGUUCACACCACCGGGUGCUCAGAUCUUCUUCCAAGCUCCCCCACAGAGGCAGCGGAGCUCCGGGGCCCGACGGGCAGGGGAAGAUGCGGACGGUGCAGUAGCCGGGAAAGCCGGGCUAUGAGCAGGGCUGUUCACCGGAGCAUGGGCCGGGAAAGGUAGCGAUCGGGGAGGGGACAGGAGCCGCACCGACGUCCACCAUGAGCUUCGCGGAGCUCUUGGACCGCAUCGGGGGCAUGGGCCGCUUCCAGCUGCUCCACAUCGCCUUGCUGGUGGUGCCCGUGCUCAUGACAGCCUGCCACAACCUGCUGCAGAACUUCUCGGCUGCCGUGCCGGGCCACCAUUGCCGGCUGCGCCUGGCGCCCAACGAGACGCGGCACCUCAGCCCCGGGGACCUGCUGAGGGUCUCCGUGCCCCUGGAUGCCGAGCGGCAGCCGGAGAAGUGCCGCCGCUUCAUCAGCCCCCAGUGGCAUCUCCUCCGAGCCAACGGCACCGGGGCCAACGGUACCGAGGGGGCAACCGAGGCAUGUGUGGACGGCUGGACGUAUGACCGGAGCACCUUUACCAACACCAUCAUCAUCGAGUGGGACCUGGUGUGUGAUCUCCGGAGUCUCCGGCAGCUGGCCCAGUCCAUCUACAUGGCCGGGGUGCUGGUGGGAGCCCUGGUCUUUGGCAGCUUGGCUGACAGGUUCGGGCGCAAGGCGCUGCUGAGCUGGUCCUACCUGCAGAUGGCUGUCUCGGGGACCUGCACCGCCUUUGCCCCAAGCUUCCCUGCCUACUGUGUCUUCCGCUUCCUGGUGGGCAUGGCCCUCUCAGGGGUUGUCCUCAACUGCAUGUCGCUGGUGGUCGAGUGGGUGCCCACCCACUUCCGCACGGUGGCCGGGACAGCAGUGGGGUACUGCGCCACCCUGGGACAGAUCGUCCUCCCCGGCCUGGCCUACGCGCUCCCGGACUGGCGCUGGCUGCAGUUCACCGCCUCCAUGCCUUUCUUCGUCUUCUUCCUCUACUCCUGGUGGUUCGCUGAGUCGGCGCGCUGGCUGGUGCUCUCGGGCCGGCCCGACCGCGCCGUGACGGUGCUCAAGAAGGUCGCCCGCAUCAACGGGAAGAAGGAGGAAGGCGACAAGCUGGAUACUGAGGUGCUGAAGUCCAACAUGCAGAAAGAAAUGGCUCUGGCCCAGUCCUCCUAUACCCUGUACAGCCUGGUCCAGACACCGGCCGUACGGAAGAUAUCCUGCUGCAUCGCCAGCGUCUGGUUUGCCACCAGCUUUGCCUUCUACGGCCUGGCCAUGGACCUGCAGCAUUUUGGCUUCAACAUUUACCUCAUCCAAGUGGCAUUCGGCUCCAUCGACAUCCCGGCCAAGCUAGGCUCAGCUAUCGGCAUGAGUUUCAUUGGCCGGCGAGCCACGCAGGCCGCCUCCGUCAUCCUGGCAGGGCUGGCGAUCCUGGCUAACAUCUUUGUGCCACGAGAGCUUAAAGCCCUCCGUACAUCCCUGGCUGUCCUGGGGAAGGGAUGCCUGGCCUCUUCCUUCAACUGCCUGUAUCUCUACACGGGAGAGCUGUAUCCCACCGUCAUCAGGCAGACCGGCAUGGGGCUGGGCAGCACCAUGGCCCGUGUUGGAGGCAUCGUGGCCCCUGCGAUACGGGUGACGGGAGAAUAUAUUCCCUACCUCCCGCCAAUUAUAUACGGCACCGCGCCCAUCGUCUCGGGCAUCGCUGCUAUAUUCCUGCCGGAGACCCUCAACCUCCCGCUGCCGGACACCAUAGAAGAAGUGGAAAGCAGGAAAAGGGCUGGAGACCUCAGGACCACGGAGCAGAAGGAGAAGAUUGGGCUGCAGACAGUGGAACCCACAGCUCUGCAGGAAGUCUGCUAGCGAGCGGGGAGCCAGGGCCCCUGCCUGCCCUGUCUGGACUGGUGCACCCCUUCCUCGAGCCAGGGGCAUGGGGCUGGGGCAGGGGAAGAGCAGAGGGGAUAUGCACCACGUGGAAGGGAUGGGAGAGGUCGUCAGCAAUAAACAGCGGAGCUCUCAGCCAGUGGUGAAGCCUGGGACCCUGUUUGGCAUGUGAGUUAUUUAGUAGAAUUACAGCAAGAACUCAGCCCAAUUCAGCAUGCACAUUAUCACUGCCAUUAUGGUAGCA
Molecule: messenger RNA, 2166 nt
Organism: Alligator mississippiensis (American alligator)
Lineage: Eukaryota; Metazoa; Chordata; Crocodylia; Alligatoridae
Product: solute carrier family 22 member 6-A
Exons: 10
Coding region: 231-1901 (556 amino acids)
Biological process (GO): transmembrane transport
Cellular component (GO): membrane
Molecular function (GO): transmembrane transporter activity
Source: RefSeq, a predicted model, not a curated record